Molecule: messenger RNA, 2094 nt
Organism: Andrographis paniculata
Lineage: Eukaryota; Viridiplantae; Streptophyta; Magnoliopsida; Lamiales; Acanthaceae
Product: SNF2 domain-containing protein CLASSY 3-like
Biological process (GO): gene silencing by siRNA-directed DNA methylation
Molecular function (GO): ATP binding; ATP-dependent chromatin remodeler activity
Source: RefSeq, a predicted model, not a curated record
AUGGAAGACUUGUUUGAAGAGUUCAACUUUAGUUGUGCUGUUGAGGAAAUAGGAACGACUGCCAGCCGUGAGGUUCUUGGAGUAGACGAUGAGGAGGAGGAAGAGACUCAGGAGCGCAGGUGUGCUCGAGGGCUGCAUGAAUUGAUAUUAGAAGAUGAUCGAGGAUGGUUUUGUAUCUAUUGUCAGCAUGUGACGAUUCAACCGAAGGAUGCGAUCAAAGCUCGUAAUGCUUCCGGAAAGAAGAAGCAGGAGAAAGGGAAGGGUCUGGAUCUUAGCGCCGUUAAUCUCCCAGAAGCUGAUGCAGCGGAUAUAAGAAGCUGGACUAGCGGCUCAGUGUGGAGCAUCAAGGCUGGUGUGCGGGAAAGUAUGUACGAACACCAGCAAGGGAACUUGGCAGGCAGUACCGAUAUUGCUGAUUUAAAGAACUCAAAUCUAGUUGGAGAGGGCGGAUGCAUCAUUUCUCAUGCCCCAGGGACAGGAAAGAAACGUCUCAUGAUCGUAUUCCUUGAGACAUAUCUAAAGAUAUAUCCAAACUAUCUUCCAAUGAUCAUCGCCCCGGCUGGAUUGCUUCAGAACUGCGAAGGGGAGUUCAGGAAGUGGAAUUCCGGGUUUAAUUUCCACAACCUGAACAAUCUGACAAUUAUCAGCGACGAGAUGGCGGCUGCUGAUCAUCUCCUUCAAGGAACGAGUAUCAGAUGCAGGGACAUGGAGGCAAUCCAGAUGGUAAAGAUAUAUUCAUGGAAGAGAGGGGGAGGCCUUUUGGGGAUUAGCUACAUUCUGUUUGAGAAGCUGACGGCGCAGAAAAACGUGGAAGCAGAUGCAGGCGAAGAGGGGCAGAGGUCGGGUGUUGAAAAGAACUUCGAAGUUCUGAGGUCGAUACUUCUUGAGAUGCCUGGACUGGUGAUUCUUGAUGAAGGCCAUACUCCACGCAACCGCCGGAGUAAAAUUUGGACUUCACUAGUUCAGCUCAAGACCGAAAAGCGUGUUAUAUUGUCUGGGACUCUUUUCCAGAACAACUUUAGAGGGCUGUUCAACUCAUUGAAGAUCGUAAGGCCUACAGUGGCAGAGGCAGCUAUGCAGGACCCGACAUUCACUGAGAUUCUUCAUUCAGAUAGGAAACGCCGGAGGUCUAGGCAUGCUUUACUUCCGGAAUCCAUCAACCGUGCAGUGGAGAGGCUUAAAGUCUCAAUGUCGCCAUUUGUGCAUGUGCACAAAGGCUCUAUCCUGCAAAAGAGUCGUCCCGGAUUAAGAGACUGUGUCGUCUUCUUGAAAUCGACUCGAUUGCAAAAGAAUCUGAUCGACUGGUUGGAAGGGGAACGACUAAGGAAAACAAUUAAGAGUUCAGAUUUUGGAUUUUCUUUGGUAUCUGUUCAUCCGUGCCUUAUCCAACGAUGCAAGUCGCAAGUGCCAACUGAUGGAAUUGAUAUGCAAGCAACCGAGGCAUCAAAGCUCAAUCCCAAAAAAGGAGUCAAAACAAAAUUCAUCAUCGAGUUUGUCCGCCUCAGUAUGACGCUGAAGGAAAAAGUACUCAUCUUCAGCCAGUACCUUCCGCCCUUGGACCUGAUCGAAGAGCAUCUGACCGCGACCUUCCAGUGGAAUGCCGGGAAGGAAAUUCAGAGGCUGGAAGUAAAGCUAGAGAAGAAGCAACGCCAGAAUGUGAUGAACGCAUUCAACGAUCCAGAAAAUGAUUCGAAGAUCAUGCUGGCGUCGACGAAGUGCUGCUCUGAGGGCAUUAGUCUGGUUGGGGCUUCCAGGGUCAUUCUGCUGGACGUUCUCUGGAAUCCUUCUGUCCAGCAGCAAGAAAUCUGUCGUAGGAUUGGGCAAAACAAGUUUGUCCAUACCUACCAUCUUAUGACUGCUGGCACGACUGAGGCGGACAAAUAUUGCCGGCAAGCUGAGAAAGAGCGGCUAUCCGAAUUAGUAUUUUACUCUUCUUCAAAUGAAAAAGAUAUCUCAAAGCAGCCGAUGCCGGAGAUUGAGGACAAGAUUCUUGAGGCGAUGGUCAAGCACGGAAUGACAAAAGACAUGUUUGAAAAGAUCAUCCACCAGCCAAAAACCACAGACUUGAUCCAAUCCUUAGGCCUCAGAGGUUGA